Molecule: messenger RNA, 357 nt
Organism: Caenorhabditis remanei
Lineage: Eukaryota; Metazoa; Nematoda; Chromadorea; Rhabditida; Rhabditidae
Exons: 5
Coding region: 1-357 (118 amino acids)
Source: RefSeq, a predicted model, not a curated record
AUGUCUCAAAUAUCGAAAAAAGAGGAUGCAGUUGCUUCUUCCAAGAUAAUAUUUCCUGUAGCUGAACUCCGAACGAAGUGGGAAAGACUGUGGCCGAAAGAUGAGAGAGGGGUUACUGUAACCAGUCAGGAAUCCAUAGUCCGAUCACGAGUUCAACGUUACAGUGUCCACGAUUCUCAACAGAUAUCAAAGCAGAUAGGAUAUGUUAACACUGUCAACACCGCUCGAGUUUACUCGGACGGAGACGUCACUUGGUGUUGGGUUGUUCACAACAAACUAACUCCUACCGUGAAAUCAACACCUUCUGGAAAGAUCUACACAUCGACGUGCUACAUCCAGCCAGCUGCCAAUCAAUAA